CACCACUCUGGCAUCAUAAUGGAAGCUCUCGCCGCUGUAGCCUUAGCAGGAAAUAUACUACAGUUCGUCGAGUUCAGCUGCAAGCUGUUCGGCCAAGCUAGAACAAUCCACCGCUCCCCCAGUGGAGCCUCACAGGGCCACCAGGAUCUCGAGACGAUAACGAUCAGCCUGCAGGGGCUGACAAGAGAGUUGAACAGAGCUCGUCAAGACUCGGCCAACAAUGUCCAGCGGGGCAUGCAACAAAGCAGCCGAUCUUUCGUAGAGCUUGAGAAGCUUGCGAAGGGUUGUGACUCCCUGGCGAACGAACUCGUAGCAGUCUUGCAGAGUAUCAAAGCUGAAGACCCAAACUCUAAAUGGAGUAGCUUCCGCGCUUCGCUGGCCACGGUAUGGAAUCAAAAUCAGAUACUCUCGAUGGAAAAGCAGCUGGAUUCAUACCGUUUGCAAAUGACUUUGCAACUGCAGAUUAUCCAAAGGGAACAAGGUGGCGAAAUUUUGCGAUACUUGGACAUGUUUGAAAAGCAAAAUGCACGUAUCGGAGUCACAUUGAUGGAUCAGAUUGCGGAUUUACGAAGCGAGAUGCGAUCAGGUCUAGACAAAAUAGAAGCGCAAAUGGAACCACCGAGCCAAACAGGAAACGUGAAUGCACACGGCACUAAUUUGAGGAAAUCAGUUAAUAUAGAGGCUUUGGUGGGAAGUUUAGUCCGCGACGAAGACUUCGGGAUAUCCUUUCGCUCUAUAAACCGGAUCCUGGGCGCUCUCCAAUUCGAGGGCAUGAACACUCGCUACGCGAGCGUGCAUGAGGCACACCGCGGAACUUUCGAUUGGGCAUUUUCCAACAAUCUCUCAAAUUGGUUGCGAACUUCUGAGCCGAUUUUCUGGAUCACGGGGAAGCCAGGUAGCGGCAAAAGCACCUUAAUGAAGCGAAUUGCUAGCGACCCAAAAACCCUGCAGAUUCUUCGGGCAUGGUCGGGAAAUGAAACUCCAGUUAUCGCCAGCUACUUCUACUGGAUCAAAGGAACCAAACUCCAAAGAUCCCAAGAAGGUCUUCUCCGGAGUCUUCUUUUUAAGUAUCUUUGCCAAUGUCCUGAACUACUGUCUCUAGUUUUUCCUGAGCUCUGGGUCACUGCUUGUGCAUCAAGUAGAAACAAUGAGCCGUUUCAUGUUGAAUGGGAAAUGAAGACACUGCUGGAAAGCUUCAAGCAUCUUGCACGAAUCAACAACAGAUCAGCUCACCUCUGUCUCUUCAUCGAUGGGCUAGACGAAUAUGAAGGAAAUCAUCAAGACAUCAUCGAAACGUCGCAAUACCUUUCACGCUUAAAUGUCAAGAUCUGUGUAGCUAGUAGACCUUGGAACGUUUUUCAAGCGGCAUUUGGCACCGUCAGCACAAUUCACAUGCAGGAGUUGAACCAGCCAGAUAUUCAGCUCUACGUCAAGGAUAAGCUUUUUCGGCAUCGCAAUGCAGAACGCCUACGAGCCACUACGACUGAUGUUGAUGUUAUCAUACAUCAAGUUGCGGAGAAAUCGCAGGGUGUGUUCCUCUGGGUUUAUCUAGUCGUGCGAUCGCUAGAACAGGGUCUACUGAAUAGGGAUCCUAUAUCACUGCUGAGAAAGCGCAUAGACGCAUUUCCAAGUGACCUCGACGACUUUUUUCGCUCAAUAUUCGAGUCUCUGGAUCCGAUUUAUCGACCUAAGACAGCACAGCUGUUCCAAAUUGCUCUAGCUGUUGCUACCACAAAUCCUUUCGCCCCAUUAACGACUUUGACUUGCUGGUAUCUCGAUGAACUAGAUGACGAACCAAAUUUUGCGCUACAAAUGUCCAUGAACGGAGUAGAUAAGCAAAGAAUCAGAUCAUACAGUGCUGAAGCCACUGUGCGCAUCAAUGGCCGUUGCAAAGGGCUUCUUGAAAUAACAUCAAAGGGAAGAUCCACGCUUGGGGGCGAGUAUGACUGGAGCGACGUGGGGUUCUUACAUCGAACUGUAGUGGACUUUCUCGAAACACCUGAUCUUCAACGCCUCCUGAAGGAGUGGCAGUCGAAAGAUUACGAUCUAUGGUCCACUAUGUGUCACGCCAGACUUGCGGAAAUCAAAGCUGCUGUUGGGUCGUAUCCUGGAUCGACGAAGCCUCUAGUUGAGGACUUUUUUCAACAUGCUAGAGGGUACGAAAUGGCGCAUGGGACGACACCGAUAGACUGUCUUCAAAGCCUUGAAAGAUCAAUAGGUUCUCCCGAAAUAUUGCGCGAAAAUCUCGGGUUCAAUCACUUUCUAGAACUCAUCACACUGUUCGACCUUUUAGUCUACGUAAGAUCUCUUGCACCAUCCGAACCCUUGCUGAAAGACGAUCACGAAAAACAUAACCUUUUGCGUAAUGGAUGCAAGAAGAGACCAGAUAGUCGUUGGUCGCCUGAAAUGCGUUGGUCGCCUGACACGAUUCAUUUCAUACACUCUGUGGGACCGCCAACUACGAUCUAUUCUAGCCAGCAGGAUUACUUGAGCGAAAUUGUUCGAGAAAUGCAUAAAGAAAAUAAAGGGGUACUGGAAUGGGUGGCGGAGAUUUCUCAAAAUGCUUUUUUUGAGAUGUUGGACAAAAAUCAUUUCGUUUCAGCAACCUUUCAAUUCGAGAUGGACGGAAUCCUCGGCGAGCAAGCCGUUCGAGAAUUUAUCAAAGCAAACGUACGGUCAGCUGGUAUUUUCGAAAACGAAAAAAUCUCCACCAAAAAUUCAAUACGCAGAAAAGUCGCCUCGCUAACGAAAAGCCCUUUGCGAAAGUUGUUCCAGGGGAAAUGA
Molecule: messenger RNA, 2784 nt
Organism: Periconia digitata
Lineage: Eukaryota; Fungi; Ascomycota; Dothideomycetes; Pleosporales; Periconiaceae
Source: the annotation of a GenBank genome assembly